This is a messenger RNA of Penicillium oxalicum, 2553 nucleotides long. Its product is annotated as J domain-containing protein. NCBI's taxonomy places the organism in Eukaryota, Fungi, Ascomycota, Eurotiomycetes, Eurotiales, Aspergillaceae. Gene Ontology annotation, biological process: SRP-dependent cotranslational protein targeting to membrane; post-translational protein targeting to endoplasmic reticulum membrane. The record is from RefSeq and is a predicted model, not a curated record. The coding region runs from base 1 to 2553 and encodes 850 amino acids. The transcript has 6 exons. Gene Ontology annotation, cellular component: Sec62/Sec63 complex. Gene Ontology annotation, molecular function: transmembrane protein transporter activity; RNA binding.
AUGGGACAAAGGCACAACCGACGUCGCUUCCGCCCUCGUUCUAGCAAGCAAAGAGACCACUGCGAUCGCAGCUUGCCGGGUCCUUCUUCGGGUCAUCCGUCAGACUCUCGACUCGCCUCGACAGCAUCCAUCUGGAGAUCCCAGUCUCAAUUGCCAUGUCCUCAACAAGCUGUGUUGCAUCGCAUCCCCUACGCAGCAUGCAAUGCUCCCGGCUCGUCUCAUUCAGUAAUCCCUGCCCCAACCUGGCAUUAUGGGCUUACAACAUGGCCGAUCCGUGAGAAGACUCCACAACAGGGGCUGGUAACCACUGGCAUCGAGGCGCGACAAUGCCGCCUUUUUGGUGGAGAGCCUGGCGACGACCUGAAUCUCUGCUAUCGUAUGCUGGAAUAUUUUGACGGUCUCGACUACAUUGAUCCGAUGUCGUCAGACUACACCUAUGAUGAACAGGGACAAUUCUUUCCCUUCUUCAUCCUAACCUUGACCGGUUUGGUCACGCUACCUCUUACGUACAACCUUCUCCGACCCAACAAAGAUCUUGAGAACACAGCGCCUCGGAUUAAAUCGGAUUUCAAACCUGAACAUGCCGACCUCGUGGAGGCACAAAAGCGCAAGCGCCUGCGCAAGGAGCGCCGGGUCAAGCGAAUCAUCACUGUGAUUGCAGGCUAUGUCAUCAUGGCCUGGAUGGCGUAUCUUAUUCUCGUGACAGCGCGCACCACCCCGAAGCUUUAUGACCCAUACUCGAUUCUCGGCGUUUCAAGGAGUGCCGACGAGAAAGCUAUCUCACGCCGUUAUAAGCGUCUGUCGCUUGUGUACCACCCCGACAAAGUCCGCCCUGACCCCGCCAAGAACGAGACCAUGGAAACGCUCAAUGAGCGCUUCGUUGAGCUCACAAAGGCAUACAAGGCUUUGACCGAUGAGGAGAUCCGCAACAACUACCUGCAAUAUGGUCACCCUGAUGGCAAGCAAAGCUUCAGUAUCGGUAUCGCUCUUCCCAAGCUCAUCAUCAUGGAGGGCAAUGGAAAGUACGUUUUGCUCGUUUACGGAGCCUUGCUCGGCGUUCUCCUUCCGUACAUCGUCGGAAAGUGGUGGUAUGGAUCUCAGCGCUACACCAAGGAGCGCGUUCUCGUCGCCAGCGCCGGUAACAUCUUCCGCGAGUACAAAGAGGAUAUCUUAGAUGGCGGCAUCAUCAACGCUCUCUCCGCUGGCGAUGAGUUCAAAGAGAUGCUCAAGGGAGCAGAGGCUGAAGCAGGUCUCGCCAGACUCGAAAAGAGAGUUUUGGCCGAGAGCUCGACUUUCUUGUCUGCCAAGGACCGUGAGGCGAUCAAGCAUAUGGACAACACCACUCGCCGAAAGGCCUUGGCUUUGCUCUGGGCAUACCUUGGCCGUGUGGAUUUGGAAGACAGCAAAUUGAACGCGGAAAAGUACGAAGCUGCUCCAGUUGCCCUUUCACUCGGCGAGGCCUUCACUGCAAUCUCUUUGGCAUUUGGCACCCUUCGUCCAAUCUUGGGCGCUUUCCAGGUCUCCCAGUAUCUGAUCCAGGCAAUCGCUCCCGGCUCAUCGCCGCUUCUGCAACUACCCCAUUUCACUGAUUCUGUCAUCAAGGCUGUGGAAGGGGAACAUUCCAAGGAACACUGGCCCGUUCAACGGUUCAUGAAAUUGUCCGAGGAAGAACGUCGCAAACUCACAGUGGGCGCUGGAGUUCUUUCUGAAAAGCAAUAUACGGAUGCCGUCACCGUGGCACGUCAGCUCCCGAUGUUGGAAGUAUCCAAAGCAUUCUUCAAGGUCAUGGGCGAGAAGGUCAUCACUCCUAGCAGUCUGGUACAGCUGGUUGUGAAGGCUCGAUUCGUCCCCCCUGGCUGUACGCAGGUCCCUGCAGUCAACGAGCUCGACCUCGAGGACAUUGACCCCGACGAGGAUGAUUUGGAUGCCUUGAUGGGUCGGAAGCCGGCUAAGAACCGUGCCACCAAGGUUGUUGAUGGCAAGACCGUGGAGAACAAGGUCGAGACUGUGCAACCUCCUCUUGCGCACGCUCCUUACUUCGCUCGUGACCACUCACCUCGCUGGCACAUUUUCCUGGCUGACGCCAAGCAAGGCAAGAUGGCCGUCCCUCCCUUCACCUUUACCACCUUUGACAAGCCGAUUCUCGACGAAGCCGGCAAGCCCACAUUCAACGUCCAAACCCUCAAAAUGCAGUUCCAGGCUCCACCGCAGGUCGGCGACUUCACCUUUGUUAUGCAUAUGGUUUGUGAUAGCUACCUCGGUCUCGACAACAAGAUGGAAAUCACUCUGCAUAUCGACGAUCCCGCCAAGGCGGCCGCUUUAGAGGAGGAGGAUGACAUUAGCGAACCGGAUGAGGGUAAGCAUGUCCCCGUUGCAUCUGUGCUCCAAGCGCCCCAUUCGAUUGCUGGCCAGAUGCAAGCUUUGAAGACUGGACAAGCUCCUAAGCCCAAGAAGUCCCGGAAGGCUUCCGAUUCCUCUAGCGAGGAAAGUGACACUGACGGCGAUGCGGACGACACCAGCGAUACUGACACCGAGACGGAAGAUGAGGAUUGA